AUGGCAUAUUGGACAAUACAGAUAAUUUGUGAAUCACACGGAUGCUCGUUUCAUCACUUGCUCACUCUCGUCCAACAUCACCACUCCAAGUCUCUCCAAAUCAGCGAAGGAACCAGGUAUCAAAGUAAACAACCAAGGCGGUGCUCUUCUUGGCUCUCCCCACCCCCAAAUCACCUCAUGGACCAUCUCAGACCUCAAAGUACAAUUUCACGCUACCGAACAACCACAUACUGCGCCCCUCCUCAUCUCCACAUUGCGAGCAUGCUGGCGCUCUGCCCCUCUCUUCUCUCAGAUUCACGGCCUCUCCCACCCCUACUUGUCCCAUUGAACGAAACAGUGGCCGUCGUGCCUCUCUAUUCGCCAUCACCAUUCCCCCUCCCCUGUUCCGGGCUCCAUCACAGCGAGGCAGGAGUCACUGGGUGGGCAUAA
Laccaria bicolor S238N-H82 is the source of this 429-nucleotide messenger RNA. RefSeq lists its product as uncharacterized. The transcript has 4 exons. Lineage: Eukaryota; Fungi; Basidiomycota; Agaricomycetes; Agaricales; Hydnangiaceae. The record is from RefSeq and is a predicted model, not a curated record. The coding region runs from base 1 to 429 and encodes 142 amino acids.